Neoarthrinium moseri is the source of this 324-nucleotide messenger RNA. RefSeq lists its product as uncharacterized. Lineage: Eukaryota; Fungi; Ascomycota; Sordariomycetes; Amphisphaeriales; Apiosporaceae. The coding region runs from base 1 to 324 and encodes 107 amino acids. The record is from RefSeq and is a predicted model, not a curated record. The transcript has a single exon.
AUGGCCCCUCGCCACGUUGUGUCGAUAGCAGAACUCAUGUCCACACUGCACGCAUCGGGCGAACGGGACUGUGUCGCCGGCCUUAUAUAUGUGCCCCUAUCUGCUGUCAGCGAGACACCAGAGAACGCCCGGGACCCCGCUGACGGCAUUCUGGAAUGCGAACUUUUGAUAUCUAGGUUCCGCCAAGUCAGUGAGUUUGACAUCACAAGUCGCGACGUCUACACUGCACUUUGCAUGCGUGUCGCUGUUGCCAUAGUGCUCAAUAUCUCCGUACGCCAGUGGAAGAGCCGGGCAAUACAUCGCAUUCCAUACGUUGGUUUGUAA